AUGAACCACGGCACGACGCUGCGCGCCCUGCGCGCUCCGUCUUCCCUCUGCAACAGCAGCAGCAGCAGCCCCGUCCACACAUCCUUCCUCCUCACCUCGAUCGCGCGACAAGCGACCCCCUACCGUCGGCUAGCGAGCUCCCUCACGCCCUCCGAACCCUCCUACUCCUCCACCGCGGACAGAGACAAGGUCAACGCCAUCGCCUCCUCCCGCCCAGCGGCCCUCGAGCUCCCCGAGAAGAAACCCGACGCCUCAAAAUUUGGCCACCUCAUCCAGACGGGCAAAGCCUACAUCAAGUUCUACAAGACGGGUCUCAAAGCCGUCUUCUCCAACCGCCGCCACAUCCAAGACGUCAUCCGCGCAAAGAGCACCUCGGUCGAAGGCUUCCGCUCGCCUUCCGUCUUCACGCCGGGCGUCAUCCCCAAGGGCUUCUCGCGCGCCGACUGGGUGCUCCUCUGGCGCGUGCGCCACGACGUUCUCCGCGUGCCCCUGUUCGGUCUCGUCCUCUUGGUGUGCGGGGAAUUCACCCCGCUCAUCGUCAUCUUCGUCGACGGCGUCGUGCCGUACACGUGCCGCCUGCCGCGGCAGAUCGACGCCAGCUUCUCGCAGGCGGAGGAGCGCCGGCACAAGUCGUUUGCCGACUUUGAGCGGGCCGCGCCGCUGGGCGUCGCGGGCGCGCAGGGCACGGCUGCGAGGGCCCCGGCGAGGAAACAUGUGCUGCGCAGCCUGCACAUGCCGGGCAUGAUGUGGGAUAAGAUUGGGUUUGUCCCGCCGGGUAUGUGGGCGACCAAGGGCAAGCUGCGGAUGGCUUUCCUGGAAGGAGACGACAGGUUGCUGGCGCGCGACGGGGGCGCGGCCGCGUUGGAGGAGCAGGAGGUCAAAAUUGCGGCUACCGAGCGCGGUAUCGACUGCGCCGGUCGCGGGGAUGAGGAGCUGAGGAAGUUGCUCGAUGAGUGGCUGCGCCUGACGGAGGCCGAGGAGAGUGUGGAGAGGAGGAAGCGCAUGACGGUUCUCUUGACGACAAGGACGGAGAACUGGCCUAAGGACCGAGACUUUGCUCUCCCCGAGUGGCAUCUUUGA
Messenger RNA from Colletotrichum lupini, 1080 nucleotides. RefSeq lists its product as uncharacterized. NCBI's taxonomy places the organism in Eukaryota, Fungi, Ascomycota, Sordariomycetes, Glomerellales, Glomerellaceae. Bases 1 to 1080 code for a protein of 359 amino acids. The transcript has 2 exons. Gene Ontology annotation, molecular function: ribosome binding. The record is from RefSeq and is a predicted model, not a curated record.